AUGAAGACCACUUUCGCCACCAUCUUGGCCACUCUGGCCGCCAGCACUCUCGCUGCCCCUACCCCCACCACCGGCCUUGGCUCCCUCGCCGGUCUCACCGACAUCGUUGGCGACUUGACUAAGAUCCAGGGUCUUGACGGUAUUGCCGAUGUCCUCAAGCUCGGUGAUGUCACCAAGGAGCUCGACUUGGAGAACCUCCCCGUUGUCUCCAGCGUCGGUGACCUGAGCAAGCUGCUCAAGGUUCCCUCCUCCUCCGCUGCCUCCAGCACCCCCGCUGUUCAGGACGGCCACAUCGUCCAGAACCUCGGUCCCCAGCUGAACAACGUUCUCACCAUCACUGGCACUGACCUCAAGCCCCUGCUCAUCGAGCUGAGCCCCGAGGUUACCACCUUGGUCUCUUCCCUGGGUCUUGGUGCCCUCGGUGUCCCCCUCGGCUCCAUCGUUGCCUCCGCCAGCGAGCUCGGUGACCUUGUUACCGGUCUCGGCCCCUACGUCGACGGUCUCGUCACCGUUGUCGGUGCUGAUGUUGGUGCUCUCCUCGUCUCCCUCUCCCCCGAGGUUGCUGCUCUCGUCUCUGGUCUCGGUCUCCCCACCGUUGGUGUCCCCGUCGGUGAGGUCCUCGCUACCGUCGGUACCUCCCUCAAGAAGCGCAACCAGAUCGUCGGUGACCUCGCCCCCGAGGUUAAGGAGAUCCUGACUGUCACCGGCCCCAACGCCAAGCAGCUGCUCAUCAAGCUCUCCCCCGAGGUUGCUUCUCUCGUCUCUGGCCUUGGUCUCCCCUCCGUCGGUGUCCCCGCCGGUGAGGUUGUCAAGACCGCUGCCAACGUUGGUGACCUCCUUGUUGACAUCUCCGGCCCCGUCGAGAACCUCCUCAAGGUUGUCAACAAGGACGGCUCCGCUCUCCUCAUCCAGCUUUCCCCCGAGGUUGCCUCCUUGGUUGCUGGUCUCGGCCUCUCCGCCACCGGUGCCUCCAUUGGCUCCGUUGUUGCCACCGUUGGCCAGAACCUUUAA
Messenger RNA from Penicillium verhagenii, 1011 nucleotides. RefSeq lists its product as uncharacterized. The record is from RefSeq and is a predicted model, not a curated record. The coding region runs from base 1 to 1011 and encodes 336 amino acids. The transcript has a single exon. NCBI's taxonomy places the organism in Eukaryota, Fungi, Ascomycota, Eurotiomycetes, Eurotiales, Aspergillaceae.